CGAUUUGGAGACUAGCUAGGGAAACCUUAGCCACCCGCCCCGCCCUCGGAGCCCGACUCUCUAAAGCCUGGGAUUAAGGGCCUGGAGGCUGGCACCACACCCUGGCCAGGUGUUCAUAACAGGACCAGGUGCGCAGCUGCCCCGCCCUGGUCCCUGGGAGCCCGAAUAAUGGCUGAGAAUCCCAGGAACAGGCCGCGGCGGUGGCCUAAACAAUACCCUGAGGGCGCCCGUACUAGCAGGUGUUUCCCUCCCCCCCUCCUUAGGGACUGUCGCUGGCUGCCUGGGGCGGGGUGGGCGACAGGUGCUGACACACCCGCACGGGGAGACAGAGGCUCUGCAUUGACCCACUGAGCCGUUCAAGGUGCGCAGUGCCCUCCAGGACGCAGGAGGCGCUGUGGCCGCUUUGAGACAGACAACUCUGCCCCUACGACCGGGUCAUUAAGCGCCGUUGCAGCCAUGGCCACUGCUCUAGGAUUUCGCUGCCUUUUCCGAACGCGACCUGCGCCGCUCUGUCGGCACGUCGAUCGGCUGUGGAGGAACCCGCGUCGGGGACACCGGCUUUCUCCGGCGGACGAUGAGUUAUAUCAGCGGACUCGCAUCUCUCUGCUGCAAAACGAGUUCCCUCAGGCCGUGUACAUCGACAGCUACAAUAGCAGAGGUUUCACUAUCUGCGGAAACCGCGUGUUUGGCCCUUGCGUGCUGCUCCCACAGACGGUGGUCCAGUGGAACGUGGGAUCCCAUCAGGAUAUCACCGAAGAGAGCUUCUCUCUUUUCUGGAUGCUGGAACCUAGGAUAGAGAUUGUUGUGGUGGGCACCGGAAACAAGACUGAGCGGCUGCACUCUCCGGUCCUACAGGCCAUGAGGCAGCGGGGAAUUGCUGUGGAGGUACAGGACACGCCCAAUGCCUGUGCCACUUUCAACUUCCUGUGCCACGAAGGUCGUGUGACGGGAGCUGCCCUCAUUCCCCCUCCUGGAGAGACUGCACUGGCUUCUUUGGGUCAAGCCUCGGAAUGACACAUCAGGGACUGUCAGGGAGGGCACUGCAUGCUCUCCCGGCACGUUCCCCACACUUGUCAUGCUUACCCAGGAUAAUAAUUUAUACUCCUCUUA
Molecule: messenger RNA, 1110 nt
Organism: Mus pahari (shrew mouse)
Lineage: Eukaryota; Metazoa; Chordata; Mammalia; Rodentia; Muridae
Gene: Ndufaf3
Product: NADH:ubiquinone oxidoreductase complex assembly factor 3
Exons: 5
Coding region: 457-1014 (185 amino acids)
Biological process (GO): mitochondrial respiratory chain complex I assembly
Cellular component (GO): mitochondrial inner membrane
Source: RefSeq, a predicted model, not a curated record